This is a messenger RNA of Acytostelium subglobosum LB1, 156 nucleotides long. RefSeq lists its product as hypothetical. The transcript has a single exon. The coding region runs from base 1 to 156 and encodes 51 amino acids. The record is from RefSeq and is a predicted model, not a curated record. NCBI's taxonomy places the organism in Eukaryota, Evosea, Eumycetozoa, Acytosteliales, Acytosteliaceae.
AUGGCUGAUGUCGUAGCGGCUGAUGAUGCCGAUGCCGAUGUGGUCGAGGUCGAUGUCGAUGCCAAUGCAGUGGAUGACGCCGAUGUUGAUGCUGAUAUCGAUGUCAUUGUAUUCGUAGUCGAUGUCGUUGUUGAUGUGGAUGAUGUUCGAGUAUGA